Molecule: messenger RNA, 839 nt
Organism: Syngnathoides biaculeatus (alligator pipefish)
Lineage: Eukaryota; Metazoa; Chordata; Actinopteri; Syngnathiformes; Syngnathidae
Product: ATP synthase F(0) complex subunit C2, mitochondrial-like
Exons: 5
Coding region: 72-599 (175 amino acids)
Biological process (GO): proton transmembrane transport; proton motive force-driven ATP synthesis
Molecular function (GO): proton transmembrane transporter activity
Source: RefSeq, a predicted model, not a curated record
UAAAGAUGAUUAUACAGACAAGGCUGGGUCAUCAGUAACACCGGAAGUCGACCCCUAAGGGUUCAGCGCGCAUGCGUAAUCCUCUCUCUCUCUCGCGUUCGACCUCCACUCGUCACCGACCUCUUAAUCGUCUGCAGCUCCAGUGCUUGACCCGACUAGGACGUCCUGUCAUCAUGUAUGCCUGUGCUAAAUUCGUCUCAACGCCCUCUUUGGUCCGUGCAGGAUCCCGGGCUCUGUACAGGCCGCUGUCAGUAGCUGCUGUUUCGGAUGGAAAGAGGGCAGAAACCGCUGCAUUUCUACCACUCCAUGGACUUGGCACCUCUCAGCAUCAGGUGUCGCUGCGUGGAUUCCAGACCAGCGCGGUCAGCCGUGAUAUCGACACUGCUGCCAAGUUCAUUGGCGCUGGAGCUGCCACUGUCGGCGUGGCCGGAUCUGGAGCCGGUAUUGGGACAGUGUUCGGUAGCCUCAUCAUUGGUUAUGCCAGGAACCCUUCUCUGAAGCAACAGUUGUUCUCUUACGCCAUCCUGGGCUUUGCGCUUUCCGAGGCCAUGGGUCUUUUUUGUCUGAUGGUUGCGUUCCUCAUUCUGUUCGCUAUGUAACACAUUGUAACAUUUCUGCAGCUGGGGACGUGUCACAACGUGAGCAAGAAUGAAGUCUGCAUGUCCAUGAAUGGUCCAAGAACUCAAUCAUGGUGCUUAGUCCUCAUUGUCUGAAAUGAUUGUGAACAGUUGGCAAACCCACCAUUUUUAAUGGUUUUUGCUAAUCUAUUGUAUAUUUAAUCAAAUGUGGUUUUUUUUUGUUAAGUAUCUCAUAACAAAAGAAACCAUUGGAUCAGUAAA